Messenger RNA from Drepanopeziza brunnea f. sp. 'multigermtubi' MB_m1, 510 nucleotides. RefSeq lists its product as uncharacterized. Gene Ontology annotation, molecular function: calcium ion binding. Gene Ontology annotation, cellular component: cytoplasm. The record is from RefSeq and is a predicted model, not a curated record. Lineage: Eukaryota; Fungi; Ascomycota; Leotiomycetes; Helotiales; Drepanopezizaceae.
AUGAUCAUUUACAAGGAUAUCAUCACUGGUGACGAGAUCAUCUCCGACUCCUAUGACCUGAAGGAGGUCGAUGGGGCCGUCUACGAGGUCGACUGCGCCAUGAUCACCCUCGGCGCCGUCGAAGUCAACACGGGAGCCAACGCAUCUGCUGAGGAGGCCGAGGAGGGCGUCGAGGACGGUGCCGUCCAGGUCAACAACGUCGUCAACUCGUUUCGCCUGCAAUCCACUUCGUUCGACAAGAAGUCCUACCUGAGCCAUCUCAAGACCUACAUGAAGAAGGUCAAGGAUGCCUUGAAGGCGAAGAACGCCCCUGAGGAGACCAUCGCGGAAUUCGAGAAGGGCGCUCAAGCCUACGCCAAGAAGAUCGUCGCCAACUUCAAGGACUACGACUUCUACAUUGGCGAGUCGAUGGACCCGGAUGGAAUGGUCAUUCUCAUGAACUACCGUGAGGAUGGGUGCACUCCUUUCGUCACUGUGUGGAAGCACGGUUUGGUCGAGAUGAAGGUCUAA